ACAGCGAUCGACCGUCUAAGGCCCGGUCUGGCCCCGUGCUGGUGAUGCGGAAUGGCCGCAAUGAGUCAGCUGAUGUUACGAUUCCUCGCUCGGCAACUUCCAACACCUCUUCCGGACCGGUCAUAAUCGGACAGCGCCAAAUCGUAAUGGCAUGCAUUCUCUUUUACCAUCCAUGCCCCACUUCUGGUCCAAGGGCCACGCCGAUGAGGCGUCGACUAGCUCUGCCAAGGACUUGAAAGAGACCCAGAGGAUCGAAAUCGUGGUGGACAAUCCCUACCUCACGCUCCGAGGGCACGGAUCCGACGUGGAGCCUGGCGUCCUCUCUGGAACGGUUGCGCUCUGCCUCGCUGAGGCGACGGAUCUGCGCUCCGUAACGCUCGAGUUUCGCGGCGAAGCAUACCUCCCGCUGGCAGUCACAUCCAGCCAAGACGCAUUCAUCGGAGAUCCUCCCACAGAGUAUGUUUUUGCCAUCACAAAUGGUCGUUUCUCGAAGGCGGGAAGAAGCACAACCACACUCUCAAGGCGGGCCGACAUCUCUUCCGAUUCGAGCUGCAGGUGGGCGGCAGCUUGCCGUGCAGCAUCGCCACGGACAUCGGCGGAGGAGCGGGGAUCGUGUAUAAGCUACGGGCGGUUGCACAUCGCGCCGGGCUGAGUCAUAACCUGCAAUGCGUCAUACCGGUGCACUGCAUCCGUGCGCUUGUCCCCGACGCAUUGGAGUACCAGCAGACGCGCGAUGUCGAGAGUCUCUGGCGGGAUCAGCUGAUGAUGUCUGUGGCCAUGCCUCAUUGCGCGUGGGGCGUCGGAGACGAGUUCGUGUCGUUGCUAAAAGUAUCGAGGCUGGUGAAAGGUGCCGGACUGCUCAGUGCUACGAUCACUUUGAAGGAGAAGACGCAUAUAUUCGACCGGACUACUUCCUUCACACGACCAGUGGCCAGCGUGUCAUACGACAUUGUUGGAAACAAGGCGGUCUCGGUUGCGCCAGGGACUCCGAGACGCUCGAACUCCCGGUCCAGUGGGGACCGCUCUAUCGCCCAGCACCGUGGCUCACCGUCGCCCAGUAUUCGGGCCUCCACCAGCUCAGCCAGGCCAGAAGCUAAUACGAGCAGUUCCGAUUCAGGUCAUUCGACUGCAGAUUUCCAAGACGAUGAGCACACCGAAUUGGUGAGAAAGAUUCGCGUUGCUGUCUGUGCCGUCUUUGAAGAUAGCUGCAGUCCAUACCUCUUCGGAUGCGGAUUCCUCUGAACCUCACUCCCAGCCACACUCUCGUGCCCCUGAAGAUCGAGCACACGAUGUACUGGACGCUGACAGUGAUGUCGGCGAGCGGAGACAUCCUCGACCUCUCUUGCCAUAUGAAUGUGCAGCUGCUCGACACUCAUCUUCUCAAAGAAGUGCGAUCCCACACUAGGGCUGCCCGGAAGCUGUUGGUUGGAAGUACAAGCUCGCCGCUCACCGGAGAAGACGAUCCGAACUAUCUGCCGAGCUACAUGGCUCAUGUCCGGGACCGGGUUGCGAACAUCUAUCUCACUGAUAACAACUCGAUGCGGGUGCCGAAUCCUUGGCUAAUACUAGGAUUGGAGCCGAUUCCAAAUUCGGACCACGAUACGGAAGUGAACGCACGGGCGAUGGAGCAAGCGGACACUGAAAUUAUCACCGAUGUUGACUCGGAUGACGAUGAGGAGCAACAGUACAAUCGGAAUCCUGUUGCCAUAGACUGGGCCAACUCGGAACUGAUGAUAUCCCAAGGAUUGACGCGUCUGUCAUCUCCGACUCCCAGCGCGGACGAGUUGAGUCUUGCUGGCAGUGGCCGUUCCAUCUCAGACCAUCCCAGUCCCACCAUGGUGCAAGAUAUACCUACGUACACGCAUAACACGCACCAUAACGCAGCCGGUCUUUUCACGAUCAAAAUGGAAUCCGCUAAAGCCCAUUCGCACUGGCCCGCGAUCCCUCAGCGGUAUGAAGCGCUGGGCAAGGAAGCGGUGAAGGAGAUGGCCGACCCGAACCCCCACUCGCCCUUGCGCACAGAAUUGGAGCCGACACUCCUCCCGCGUGCCUUUGUCGAAGUUCCCACAUACGACAGUGCUGUUCAUGCUUUCUGCGGCGCUGUUCCCCCCCUCACUAGUCUGCAAGGCUUGCCGUCCUACCAGGAGGCUGCCCAGAGUCCAGUGUAGAGGACAUCGCAUAUACAAUAUCUGUAGCCUACGCGCAUUCAAUCACCAUUUUGUGAUAACUGCUGGAGACCCAACUAACUCGACGUGCAGUAUAGUAGACACGGUCACUGGUCAGAAUAUGUCGUUGCACAGCCACGCGGACUGCCCGAAAUAGGUAAGAGCAUACGCGUCGCUCUUGUCCACUUGCUCUUUCAACCCACAAAAUGGCAGACUCAGAUUCUAGACGCAACUCCGCCCGCGGGUUCCGUCCAUCGGGACCGGUGCGUGUCGGGCGGAUCGGCGGCUGGUCUUCGGGUACUCCCGCACCCUCGUCAAGCAGCCACAGCGGCGGCCCACGAAUCGGCACCAUGCGCGACAUCGGAUCGGGCGCAGCGUCAUCUGCUCCUCGCCCCCCGCCCGGUCAACACCAGGGGCAAGACCACGACGACGAGGACGACGAGGAGUCGGAUGAGGACGAUGGCGAUGAGCGCCAGCCCCAGUCGUAUUUCGCCGGUGGAGAGCGCAGUGGGAUCAGUGUGCAGAACCCCGACUCUGGCCCGAGGAGGCGCGAUGGGCCCGCAGGGAUGGUGCGGGAUCUCCUGAGACGCGCGGCAGAAGCGGGCCCCUCGCCCAGCAGCAUCGCCGCCACGGCUCCUCCCACCGCGUUCUUCGGCGGCGCGAACACGCUCGGCUCAGAUGAGGUGGAAAGUCGGUUCAUCCCGGACCCUAACGCGGCACCGACUGAAGGCGACGACGGCGACCUGCCCCGCGUGACGCGUUAUCUCACAUUCUGGGCGUCUGGUUUCACUGUCGAUGCGCCCAACGAGCCGUUGGGGAGUGGGACAGGGACAGGCCUGAUGCGAUUCGAUGAUCCGCAGAAUGCGGAGGUGCUCGCUGCGUUGCGGCAAGGACUCGCGCCGCCCGAGAUCCUGAAUGUCCUUUCCGGCCAGCCUGUCGAGGUGGUUUUAUCCGAUCGGUCGCAUGAAGAGUAUGUCCCCCCACGCACGGUUUGGUCCGGUGGAAACAGAUUAGGUGCUGUCGUGCCCGGGCAAUCUUCGUCGUCCUCUUCCAGCUCGGCAAUGCCCGGCUCCUUCACUAGCGCUGCAUCCCCCGUUCAGGCUUCGACCGCUGCUCCAACUGUGGAUGCAUCCCAACCAGUGGCACAGAUUCAAGUACGCCUUGCUACCGGCGGUCGACUCGCCGCGCGACUGAAUCACACACACACCGUGGCCGAUCUUCGCGCUUUCAUUGACUCUCAAGGGGGUGUGCAACAGCAAUACAUUCUGCAGACUACGUUCCCCACGAAGGAGCUGAACGAUGAUCAGACGAUCUCGAGUGCGGGGUUGGCGGGCAGUGUCGUCGUGCAACGGUUGGUUUGAUUAGACACUAGAGGUUUGUAUAGACUUCCAGCUGCCACUCAAUCACGGGCUUGCGCUAUUUCCAUCGAAUGCCAAUGGAUACGGGGGGGAAAGAGGUAUAUCAAAUCUCCCUGUCUGUCACGACGAUCCCAAUCUUAGCCUCGACGCCACCUUCAGCAUGAUUGUCGUGGGUGAUCAAUUCCAGUUCAAGCUGGAGAGCCGAAUCGGACUCGAGGUCUAGCCCCCAAUAGCGGCUGUGCAGAUCCAUGCACACUUGCGUCUCCAAGCGGAUUGAUACAGCACGUCAUGGACGCAUACAGCUGACCACAGGUGUUGCUUGUGAAGUAUGGUGGUUGUGAGGGAACCGAGAGACUUAUCGUCCAUGUGAAAGCCAUUAGAUAGGGAACCGGAUGUCAAAGACAUCUUCAUCUGAUCUGAUGAAAAUCUGGUCCCGCGGAAACUCAUGAAUAGACCGGGGCAAUCCUCAAGGAAAGCUAUACUUGGAAAGUCAUAAAUAAACUCGUAUUGGCCGACGCACGAUGUUUCACAUCCUUUCUGAGUCGAGCUCCCAUCCAAAAAUGUAGUCUCUGCAACAUAGGGAUCAGCCGCGGAUGAGAGUCCAGUCUUUUGG
Molecule: messenger RNA, 4136 nt
Organism: Mycena citricolor
Lineage: Eukaryota; Fungi; Basidiomycota; Agaricomycetes; Agaricales; Mycenaceae
Source: the annotation of a GenBank genome assembly